Messenger RNA from Protobothrops mucrosquamatus (brown spotted pit viper), 4184 nucleotides. It is a transcript of the gene FYB1, whose product is annotated as FYN binding protein 1. The transcript is spliced from 24 exons. Bases 1 to 3513 code for a protein of 1170 amino acids. Gene Ontology annotation, cellular component: membrane attack complex; plasma membrane. Gene Ontology annotation, molecular function: protein binding; lipid binding. Gene Ontology annotation, biological process: integrin-mediated signaling pathway; T cell receptor signaling pathway; protein localization to plasma membrane. The record is from RefSeq and is a predicted model, not a curated record. Lineage: Eukaryota; Metazoa; Chordata; Lepidosauria; Squamata; Viperidae.
AUGGAGAAUGUCUUCUCAGAAUUCAGCUACUGGCUGAUUCAGAAAGAGCAAAGAUUGAUGUUCUCUGUGUCUUUCAGCAACCUGAAUGUCCCUGUCAGAUCUACGGAUCAAGAUUCUUGUGACCAGAUUGAAUUAAAAGCUAUUGAUCCAUUAAUCUCUGGAUUUCAGAACACCACUUUGUACUACACAAUAAAUGUGAUGGCUUGCAGAAUGCACAUCUGUGUUAUUUGGCUUCAUGAGGUCACUACAAAAGAAGUAAAUGAAUGCCUAGGCUUUAAUUUAGAUAUUGGUGCCAAUAUAAUGUUCAUAGAAGCCAAUACAAAGGUUAAACAUGAAAAAUGUAAAAAUGAAAAGUUGGAAAACGGUUCUACUGAUGACAAGAGUGGAAUUAUCCAAGAUGUAAUCUCCUUAAUUCAAGGUGGGACAACAGCUACUUUAACAAAGUUGAAUGAAUUGCUUUCUUCAAAUGUCAAGGCAGUUGAUGUAGAACAGUAUGGUGAAUGGGCUGCUACACUACCUCAGGCUCCUACAGUGAUCAGUCAAGAGUUGUCCCCAAUUUCCGAACUUAUUCCACUGAAUAUCCCAGACUCCCGAUUAAAGAAAGAAAAUCUGAACAGAGCUGCAGAGGAUUAUGUGGCUGAAUACAGCGUAUGCAAAUGUCGGCCUUGUUUACAUGGUGGGACAGCAAUGCUGAUAGAAGGAAAGUGUGAAUGUGCCUGCACUCCAUUUUACAAAGGAGAAGCCUGUGAAAUACUUGCUUCAACUUUCAUACCAGUUUCUACUUUGCAGGAUGGCAAGGCAAAUGUGAAGUCCAUUAUGGCGAAGUUUAAUAACAACGCAGCUGAGGAUGUUCAUUGCCAUCAGGUCAGAACUGGAGGACACCCUCCUUUGGCUAAAAAAGCAGCAUUUGAGAAGUUUGCCCAGCUUGAAAAUGCUGGUCUAUCUUCCAAACCCAACAACUUGUACAAGCCUUCAUCGCUUAAAUUGCCUCCCAGCACAAAACCUCUUCAUGAUGCAUCAGGCAAGGAUUUAAAAGCACCACCUCUGAAAAACAGUCCUGUGGCCAGCAAGGUGAAGAUGCUAGCUGAGGCUGCUAGCCGAGAAGCUAAUGAAAAAACUAUGUAUCCAAAGCCUUUGGUUCCCAAGAUUUCUGAAGGAUUAAGAGAAGAAACCAAGCCAGUGUUCCCAAAGAUUCCUGAGAAGAGGCUACCUGGCUCUCCUCCUCAGAAACGUGAACCAAAACCUUUAGAUCAGAGAUUGUUCAAACCUGAACCCCAAGGAAGUGAGGCAAAGCCAGUCUUUCCCACGGUUGCUGGAGUUAAAGAAAAAUUCAACACUGCUGCUCAGGAAAACAACUCCAGGCCUCCUUUUCCAAAACCACCUCCUAAGCAAAAACCAGGUCAAAGUUUCAUCCAAGGUGAAGAAGUUUCCAACAAAAGUGCUUGUUUCAAUCAGGCGUCACCAAGUUCCAUCGGUCUCAAGUUGAAAGCUGGUUCCAUCGGACCCUUCAAAGACCCCCAGGACAAGAACAGAAAUGAAAACAAUCCCAUUAGCCCUUUCCCACCUUUGAAACCUGUCAGCAACCAGAACAACCUGCCUCAAAUCCCCCCUAAACCUGUUGGACAGCAGAAUGAAGAGGCAAAACCCAAACCCAACAGGAAUAUUUUCCAGCAGAACAAACAAGAGGAUUCUGGAUCUACUUCUGGUACCAUUGCUGCUAAAUUGAUCAAUUCAUCUCGAACAGUUACGACAGGGCCUUGGGCCAAUAAUACUGGAAAAGAAGAAAAAGACAAAGACAAAAAUUUGCCCAGACGAAAAACACUACCUUCUGCAAUGACAUUGGGACCAGCCCCACAGAAGCCUAAUAGGCCUCCAAGAGUUGACCUGCAAAAAUUUAGGAAAAGUCAUGGAGAAGUCUUAGGGAUCCAGUCUUACAUUCCAGUCUUACGGAAUGAUGAAAAUAGCAAGAGCUGCUACUGUUACUACCUGCCUUUAGUAGGAGGAAGAAAGCUUAACCCUCGCCUCCACACAAAGUUUGCUCAAACACCAUUCCAAGAUGACACUCGGCAAGAAAAUAGUAUGAGCAAUGAGGCUUGUUCCUUUGUUGCUAUUUGUUCCAGUUCAUCCAAUUCAGCGGCUUUGCCUCCCCCACUUCCGCCACCUAUUCAUCCCACACAGUCUACGGAUUUAUCUCCACCCCUGCUUCCUCCUCCUCCUCCAGGUUUCCGUCCAUCAGCACAAACUCCUGUUCUCCCCCCAAGGGGGAAUAUCCCAUCCAGAUCUGAUUUCAGAGGACAAGAAAAUGAAGAAAAUUAUGAUGAUGUUGCAUUUGGUUCAGAAGAUAAUGGAAAUGCAGAUGAAAACAGUGAUGGAGAAAUGUAUGAAGAUAUAAAUGAGAUGAGAUUUACACCACAAGAAGAUGAUAAAAAGAAAGAGAAGGAGGAAAAGAAAAAAUCUGAUCAAAAGAAGGAACAAAAGGAUAAGGAUAAAAAAGAGCAAGAACUCAGAAAGAAAUUCAAGCUAGAAGGUCCCAUUGAAGUUGUUCACCAGGCACGAGCUUCUACAGACUUUAAAGGAGGAAAGUAUGAUCUGUCAUUCAAACAAGGAGAUCUAAUUGAAAUACUCCGCAUCACAGACAAUCCAGAAGGGAAAUGGUUAGGAAGAUUAAAAGGCUCCUAUGGCUACAUUAAAACUACCAUGGUGGCAAUUGACUAUGAUACAUUAAAAAGGAAGCCACGGCCUCCCAAGUACGUUCUGUCAAAGCACCCAGACAGUGAUCAAGAAGUGUAUGAUGACGUUGGAGACCAGGACAGUAUCAGCAGUGGAAGUCAGAGUGCCAUGGGAGGGUUUCCGCCACCUCCACCAGAUGACAUUUAUGAUGGUGUGGAAGAUGAUGAGGUUCCAGCAAAAUCUGUGUCACAGGAUGAAGAGAAGAGUGACACCUGGUCCAAGGGGCUUUUGAAGAUUUUAAAGGGAAAAGAUUACCAAAAGAAAAGUAUGCGAGAGACAGCACCCAAAGUCAAUGUGACAGAAGAUGAAAAUUCCUUAAGAACGCCUUUAGCAAAACAAACAGGGAAGGAUUCCGGAGACAGUGAUGUUUACGAUGAUGUUGAAUCCUCUGAUUUCCCUCUCCCACCAAAAGAAAUUAGCCUUGGAAAAAAUAUAAAAUCUUUGAACUUUGGGAGGGGCAGAUUCGAUGAACGUGAUUCACAGAAGUUUAAGAAGAUUGACAAAGAAGAGAAAGAGUUUCGAAAAAAAUUCAAAUAUGAAGGUGAUAUUCGAGUUCUGUACACUGCUACCAUAUCUAAAGCAUCAUCCCCAAAGAAAAGAGGUUCCAAAGAUUUGCAAGUCAAGCCAGGAGAACUGGUUGAGGUUAUUCAAAAUGUGGAUGAUAUUAAAGUGCUUUGUAGGAAUGAAGAAGGAAAAUAUGGCUAUGUCCAAAGAAGCUGCCUAGUGCAUGAUGAUGAAGAAAUAUAUGAUGAUAUUGCAGAUGAUUUAUAUGACAAUGAUUAGCUCCAGGCCUCAUCUUGGCACAGUCUUCACCUUCUCUGAUUGGUGGAUACAAGAGAGACAAUUAUUACUCAGACUUAGGAUUUAUGUGUAUGUACAAAAGAUUUGGUUAAACUAUCCCAUCAGUUUCUGGACUGUGAAGCAGGUUUUAUCACAGAAGCAUGAUAACAUUACACAAAUAUGCUCUUGAUUUGCAACCAUCAGCCAAAUCUUCAAAUUGGGACGUUAUUAAAUAAAUGUUGGGUGUGGGAUAAUUUAUAGCUUUCUUUUGCAAAUCCCUCAACACAAUCCAGAAUAUUCUAUUUAGCAUGCUACAGAUUAAAUCAGCAACCUUUAUUUGCAUUUAUAAUACUCCUUCUCAUAUUCAUCAAUGCGCUUUGGAAAUAUCCCAAUGUGCCCAUAGACAUGAUACCUGUACUUCAUCUGUUUUAUGUUAUUUUUACCUACUCAUCAUACCACAGAACUAUAGAAUUGGAAGCAGCCAGCUAAUUGAACCUGCUAUUGAACUUUUUGUAAUAUUCAGGCAGAAUCUCCCUUCCUAUAACUCAGAAAUGGGCAACCAACAUUCUGCAGUUGGAAAUAUGUGGAUAAAAAUGCCAAAUCCAAUCUAAAUAUCUUGACCGUACCACAAACCAUAAUAAACAACUUCUAUUGGAUAAGGAAAAUGUGAAUGA